AUGCUGCCAACCCCAAGGACGAACUCUGCGCACCGCUUAAAGAAUGAAUCUCUUGAGUUCGACUCAUUCACUCUAGUGCAAACCUCCUCCUAUCCGCACAACAAGAUGCAGCGUGGCCUCGCUCUCCUCACCCUCCCCGUCUUCCUGCUCCUCGCCUCCAGCCUCAGGACGACCGGGCAAAGCCCGUGUCCCGAUCCGGUCGACAUCCUCCCCUGCUCCUGCAUCCAAGAAUCCGACACCGGCGAUGUGAUCGUGGACUGCUCACGAGCGGCCUCAAGCGAUGAGAUCUACUCCGCCUUCAACGACGCCUUUUGGCCCUUCACUGAACUCAAGAGAUUCAAGCUGGAAGACAACACAGGGGUGCGAGAUUUUCCGGAAGGACUCUUUGGCGACGUCUCGUUCGAGAGGAUACACCUUUCCAGAACCACGAUCGGCAGCCUCCAUCCUGGGGCCAUUCUGUCUUCGAAGGAUAGGCUUUCACUUCUGGGAAUCACUUACAGCGCCCUGGUGGACUUCCCCUGGGAUGUCCUCCCGCAAUUGACCAACCUCUCUCAACUUAAUCUCUCUAAUAACAGUUUGACUGUCCUGCCCCAAAGCCAAAGCUCCAGUCUGCAAUAUCUCAUGAUUGAGAAUAAUCAAGUGGCGGAAAUCCAGGCUGGGUCAUCCCUCCCAAACUUGAACAUCCUCAUGUUGAGUAUCGGACCCAACUCGCGGGUAAUCCUCGCCGACAACAGAAUCAGCGAAUUGACGGAAGCGGCCUUCCGCCCUAUGGUGGAGCCACUCUCGCAAGGGGAAGGCUAUAUCGUCUUGUACGGAAACCCAGUGGAUUGCGGAUGCAGCAUCGCCUGGUGGGUCCUAAAUCCUGACUUCCGAUCGACCUUGCAAGGCCGUUGCCCCGGCGGAACGUCUUUCCAAGAUCUCGAUCCAGAGGACUAUCAGGACUGCAUCAAAUAGACAGGCGACUUCUCCUCGGGGAUU
Molecule: messenger RNA, 978 nt
Organism: Darwinula stevensoni
Lineage: Eukaryota; Metazoa; Arthropoda; Ostracoda; Podocopida; Darwinulidae
Source: the annotation of a GenBank genome assembly